Pocillopora meandrina is the source of this 2079-nucleotide messenger RNA. NCBI's taxonomy places the organism in Eukaryota, Metazoa, Cnidaria, Anthozoa, Scleractinia, Pocilloporidae. The record is from the annotation of a GenBank genome assembly.
AUGUGUCUCGAAUGGCUCCACAAAACAUCAUCGGCUGAGAAUGAAACAGAGACUGUGGAUAUCAUUAAAGCUGCCCUCGAAAAUGCUUGCCUUUUGGAAAAAAUUGCUGCAAACGAAAGUGACUACGACCGGGAUGAGUACAGGCAGAGGGCAAUGGAAUGCGAGAAAUUUGCCAUUGACAUCGUAGAGCAAAUACGCACGUCUGAUUCAGGAAAGCUUUACAAGAUUAUGGAUAUUAAGGGAGAUGGCCCCUUACUGAACGGAAAUCACGAAAAUUUCGCUGAGAGUCUGAGUCUUCUCAAGAUAGCCGCUGAUACACAGCGCAAAAUGGUGAGAAUUGUAAGCUUAGAAGCAAUAUCCAAUCACAUCCCUCUGCAUUAUCUUUGUUUGCGCUUAGGGGCAAAAUAAAAGCAGCCUUUGUUUUCGUUGCGUGGAACGUUUAUCUGUUGUGAAUUCCCACAAACUGUGAGGCCAACAUGGCACAAAAACGGGCACGCUCGUUGUGUCUGGUAAAAAAUGAGUUCUAUAGGAAAUGAUUGCUCCAGAUGUUAAAAGACCAGUGUACGGUUUCAACCAUUUUGAAAUUUAAGUUUGAAGCUGGGAUGGUAAAAAUUAAAGAGCAUCGGUCACUUUAACUAAAUGGACUGUGAGAUCUUGCCAAUCCUGAAAGUUUUAUUACCAUGCAAUGUAACUUAUAAGGGACUGAUUAUUGGACAGAUGACUCAUUAAAAUAAUCAUUUUUAAUUGAAAUAUAUUUUCACUAGAGGUGAUCCUUUUUCUUCGCAACUUCGAAUACUUAAUAAGCAAAAUGUCAACAUUGAUGUAAGCAAAAAUGCCUCUAUAAUCGUGUAGAAUUCUAGUGUUUCAUAUAUUGAGAUUACCUGGAUUAUAAGAGUACAAAUAGUUUGAGUGAUUAAGUGAUGUGCAGUUAUUUGCAUUAAUGAGUCAUGGUUUUUUUCUCUUUCCAGUUCGUAACGAGCCCCAAAUGCCAGCUCAUUCGUGAUGAGGUCGUUUAUCAUGAGUGGCCCAUGUGGCAGAGUAAAGGGCUGGCCGUGAAGACCCUGAGGUUUCUCUUUCACUAUCUUUUUAUCAUAUCUUUGGGUGUUAUCAUUUACCUUCCCUUGCGGCUUAUACUGAAAGGCUGUCUCUGCUGUAAAUCAAGUGACCAAGAGAGAUACUGGAAACUUAGAAGGCUUUUCGAGCUUCCAUACUGCAAGUUCAUCAAUCAAACUAUGUCCCACUCAGUAUUUCUUUGCCUGGUCUUCGCCUCAACUUUUCACAGUAAGUUUAUCACUGAUGGGACAGGCAUGUCGAACAUAGGUAAGUCACUUUUGUUGCUAAUACUCGAGUGAUGACCAGUGACAGCCUAUUGUCUCAUGCCAUCUUAUAAGAUGGCAUGAGACAAAUGCCUAAUUAGUGCCCAACAUAUUAUAAUCAAAGCAUAUUCACUGCGACAGCACAAUUAUUAUGUGCUUGCAAUUCAAGGAACCGGUUUUUUGCAAUCAGCAAAUCAAAAUUUAUUUAAUGUUUUUAGAACAUCCAAAAUUCUUUUUUUUUUAGGUGGGUUCAGGGCCAUCUUAAAUAAAGCCAAUGCGGCCCUAAACCUACUCUACAGAUGUUCAAUUAAUCUUUUAAAGAAUCUUGAUAUACUGAUUGAAAUAACAUAACAGAUGUAUUACGACCCUUGAGUUCAUAGUUCAUAGUUUGAUAAGCUUCAGUUGGCUUUUAAUUCUGACGAAGACUCCCUAGUUUUAUCUACUCAUGAGGCAUAAUGUGCGUGGAUGUGUGUCAGUUUCAAUGCAAGAGUAGAUAAAUUUAGUAUGCCAACAAAAUAUUUAAUUGAUUUGCUCGAUCUCAUUUACAGAGUUGGCUGCUGUCGCUUUUGUUGUGGGCCUUUUGGUUCAGGAGGCAAUGGAGGCCUACAGGCAAGGUGCCUCAAUUUACUUUUCAAAAUGGUGGAAUGUCGUAGACACAUUUGAUCGUUUUAACAUUCCCGCUGGCCUACAUAGUUUGGUUUACUGCGUGGUUUCUUUGUGGUGGUGUGUGGAAACCAAGAAAGGCUGCGUUUAUAGUGGCUGA